This is a messenger RNA of Fusarium verticillioides 7600, 4482 nucleotides long. RefSeq lists its product as hypothetical. The record is from RefSeq and is a predicted model, not a curated record. The transcript is spliced from 3 exons. NCBI's taxonomy places the organism in Eukaryota, Fungi, Ascomycota, Sordariomycetes, Hypocreales, Nectriaceae. The coding region runs from base 97 to 4176 and encodes 1359 amino acids.
AACUAAAUUGUCAAACCCGCGAUUUUCACAGGUUUCGAUGCAUCUAUUGGGAUUUUAUUCUCCAAGGCUUACACGAUUUAUCGCUGCCCCUUCACCAUGAGGCCACAAGCAACCCUUUGUGCCCUCUGGGCAUCGCUUAUACCUCUCUGCUCAGGUAUCAACAUUUCUCCUACAGCAAAAGGCGGACUGGCGCUGGCCCAGAUUCUCUUUGGCAAUUCUCGAGACAUCUACUCUUCAUCCUCGGGCUAUAGUGGAGACCCUGCAGCCAUUAGAUCCUUCACUGAUGGCCCUUUUGGAAUGGGAAGCGGCGUGAUUAUAUCAACUGGAAGUUUAACCGCAGCGCCGUUGACGCCUGGCUCUACAUGCCCAAGCUCUUAUACUACGGACCAGUAUGAUGCAUAUACCCAGAGCUAUUGUGGUCCGGACUCCUACAAUGGAGCAAAUUAUCUCUUGAACGUUGUUCUAACUAAGGCGACCACAUUCGUCGUCGACAUGGUUAUUGCAAGCUGUGAUGUUGUUUCUGCAGAUAAGGUUCUGAUCCUGGUUAAUGGCGUUAAUGUCGCAAAGGACGAGACUGGAACUCCACUCGACUCGUCGUCAAAGUACCUCAGCGUCCCUUGGGGCAUACCAUCACCAAACGGCGAUACAGCGUUCGCCUGGACAUCUCCUCCUCUUCAAUUUUCGAUAAAGCCCUCCACUCCAUCUAUAGAGUUGAGGAUAGCUGUAUGUGAUCUUCACAAUGGCUAUGGCGAUACUGCUGUCAUGAUCAAGAUGCGACCCUGUAACAACUGCGAUCAGCCCUUCAAGGUUGAUUAUGACACCACGAGUGUCGUGUCUACCACGACGUACGAAGCGACCUCUGUCGUGACACAGGCUGCCUCGGGAACAGUUCGUGGGACUAUUUCUUACGUUACAUACGUGACUGCUUCUGCUACUAGUACUAUAUCAUUGUCAUCAGAAGCUUCUACUACAUCAACUGAUUCAGCAAGCUCAUCGGACUCUACUCCUUCCGCAACAUCAACUAACUCAGCAAUAUCAUUGUCAUCAGAAGCUUCUACUACAUCAACUGACUCAGCAAGCUCAUCGGACUCUACUUCUUCCUUAACACCAAGAUCGUCAGCGCCGGUAUCCUGCAACCAGCUGAGCAACCCCUACGACGGCCCUUCCAACACGCAAUUCGAGAUUGUUUGCAAUUCGUACUCAACUGGCGGCAAUCAAAUCGGUUCCUCCUCCGAGGCUACUGAUUUGGAGAUAUGCAUCGGCCGGUGUGGUGAUGUCACAGGUUGCAAAGUUGCACUCUUUGACAAGAGCCAGCUUCUUUGCUACUUGAUGGACGAGUCGGAUGGCCCAGCGCCUAACAAUCUAUUUGAUAUGGCUCUUGUGCUGUCAACUGCGCCAACCACGACAACCGAUGCCAGCUCGACUACAACUGAAGCCGUCUCGGCUACAACCUCUGCCGCCUCGGGUCCAUUAUCUUGCGACCAACUCGAUUCUCCAACCUCCGUCGACGGUGUGGAAUUCAAUACCAACUGCGGUUGGCGAGCAACUGGCAGUAUUCCGAUCGAAUAUAACAGCCAGGUGCACAGCUUGACUGAAUGCAUGGCAUUCUGCGCUAAUAACCUGGCUUGCCGCGCACUCAACUUCUACCACACUUUUUACGAAUGUUACCUGUACGAGAGCUUUAGCGGUCUCAUGCAAGACUCUGAACAGGACAUGGCUUAUGUGGUGUCUCGACCAGCUGUCUCGUCUACAACCGAGGCCCCUACAGAACUUUCUACCACCACCUCGCUGGCCACCACAUCAACUGCAGCAGCACCAGGACCGUCGACUUGCAGUCAAAUGGAGGGCAGUACUUAUACCGGCCCUAAUGGGAACGAGUUUUUUCUCGCCUGCGAUACUUCCGCGACUGGAGAAUCAAUCUAUCGACGAGAUGAAGAAGAUAGCUUGGAAGGAUGCCUGAAUCGGUGUGACGGUGAAAAGAGGUGCAUUGCUGUGAAUUUCUUAGCUCCCCCUUACAGUGAAUGCGAUUUGAUUGAGUCAUUCGAAGGGGGUCAAUACUCCCCUGGUACGGCCUUUGCUUACAAGCUACUUUCACCAACAUCAACCUCGGCAUCAUCUGAGACUUCUUCAUCUAUCGAAUCCACCUCAGAAACUACAGCAUCAACAGUGGCCUCGGAGACUACAUCGUUACCGCCAUCAUCAGCACUCACGUCAGAAACUACGUCAGCACCUAUAACUACAUCAGGUGUAACCUUUGAAGCAACUACUUCACUAUUCACAUCGCUAUCGUCCUCACAAGACAUUGCUUCAGGGACAACAUCAGACUCUGCACUCCAAUCUACACUGGAGUCUACAUCUGCUUCAGCUACAACUUCAAUAGAGGUUAUCUCGUCAACAACUGAACUGUCAGCAUCUACAUCAACCGAUUUCUCAUCGCCAUCUUCAGAGUCGGUCUCAGAGCCUACAACGGUUGCCCAAUCAGUAUCUACAUCAGCCGAAGAGUCCACUUCUCUAGAGCUCACUACCGUCGCAACAAGUACAGGCUCGUUGCACACCGAUACUUCCAGCGUAGAUAUGUCGCCCGCCGACACGUCGACUACUAAGGCAUCAACUGUGCAGACAUCAUCCACUACGACUUCGGUUACCGCGAUAGACACCGCCGCAACAGCAUCCAGCGUAAGCUACACCAGCCAUGUUUCAACUGAGAUACAGUCCACAUCAGAUACUUCCGCUUUACCUUCGACCUCGUCAACGCCAUCCACAAGUAACAUUCCUACGCUUGGCGAAUAUACCUUCACAGGGUGUUUGAAAUCCCCCGAGGGAUAUCCAUCCUUCAAAGAGGUCGCAACUGACCCAGAGAUGACUACCCGAAAGUGUAUCGACUUGGCUUUGGGAAGCGCGUACAUCGGUGUUUAUCAAGAGACUUGUUACAAGGCCGAUGUGCUCGACGAUACGGAAUUUGUAGCGGAUGCACGCUGCGAUCUCACAUGCCCUGGAGAUCGCACUCUGUUCUGCGGAGGCAUUCUCCGCGCCGGACGGAAACUUCUGCAUCGUGAGAUAGCGCCUAAUCAUCUCUUGACCCUCUAUCGCAAAAAGCUUCCCUCCACUUCAGAUGUCUCAUCCUCUUCGUCCUCCGCACCAACCUCUUCUUCACAUGCUGCGGGAACUCAGGUACAUGAGACAACUUCUGAAUCAAGCGAGGUUUCAUACUCCAGUCAAACAGGCUCACCUUACUCUCUUUCUUCCUUUACAACAAGGAAUACUGGCUCAAAGACGCUUUCCGUCUCUGAUUUCACCGCCACAGAGACCAACUCAGCAACUUACCUGUCAACAGCUCUCCCUACCCCAACAGCCAUCCAUACUGCUUACUCGACUCUGGCCAGCGACCAUGCUUACACCAAGACUCGAUUUGCCGAGACAGUAACCACAGUUACUUACACUACUGUCAACCCAAGCAAUCCCGCAUCUCUUAUCACAACUUGUGUUCCUAUUACCCUGCUCUACAGCCCUUGCGGGUGCAAGAACCAGGUGUACCCAACAGUGGAUAUGACAACUGUUGCCUGUACCCAAAGAGGGGACAUUGUUACCUUGACAGUACCAAAGGCUGUUUGUGAGACUGACCGUGCGAGCUAUACACAUCCGAUAGUUCAGUACCCUUCGGGUUGGGUUGGAGGGCAUCAGACAGACGCUGGCGGCGAUAUGUAUCCUACGGGACGACUUACGGGAAGUUCUCAACCUGGCUCGAAGAACGGACAGCCUGAGUACCCCACUGUAGCCACAGAAUCACAGGAUUCCCAUCCCAGCUACAAGACACACCAGCACGUGGCCCCUACUGCAGCUGGAGCAUCUAAUGGUUAUAAGCAGCCGGAACAAGGGAACCUGCAGCCAUCUGUUUCGGCUCAAGAGUCAGCAGAGUCCAACAGCAAUACGCCGGCGUAUCCCUCCCAGCCAUCAUCCCCGAAGAGCUUAACAACGGAAACAAGCAUUAUCCCUACUUCUCAACGUGGCAAUUCGGCACUUCCAUCUCAAUCAUCGCCUCUUGACCAGGACCAAGUUCCUUCAGAGUCCACGGGAGCGCCCUAUGCUACAUCAGUGGUUGUUUCAGAAGCUCACAGAUCUGGUCUCGCAACGUGGAUCAAGAUAACUGCGAUAGUCGGAAUGGUUUUAUUCUUAUAAGGUGCGAUGCCUCAAUGGUCGCACGUUUUUAAUUGGGGUCAUUUUCUCAGUUUGUUUGACGGUGCUGGCGUGUGCAGGCCGACAAGGCCGGUGAAGCUGCCACCUUUCAACCAACUUUAGAAUUCGGUGCUGUUUAUAAGAGACUUAUUCGUCACAAAGUCAAGGAUGACACUUCAUACCUGUAUAUAAUUAGAACCAUUACUUCUUGAACUCAUAUUGAUUAGUCCUUGGAACUAUGAGAUGGCUGUUUACAUUCGAAAGUGUUGCUCCCUCCUCGAACGCAUUCAAGACAAAGCCCGAUUUCCC